GAGCGCUCGUCGCCUCAGGCUGUCCUCUGCCUCAGCUCCCUCUUCCAGCCCCAGAAGUGUACUACAUGAAACUGCUACGUCGCGUUUGAUAUGUUCUCCGACGCACUAUCCUCCGACGUUCGUAUGAUAUCACGGCUGCGCAAAGCGCCCCACAGCGCGUAUACUCUUCGUGCACUCCAUCCCCCUUCCCGCGCGCAUGUUGACUCUGUUCUCGUCUGCCGGUAUUCUCUGAAGAUAUCUCCCUCCUUGGUUGCGAAACAAGAACGAUGAAGCUCUCCGUCGUCUUCGUCAUCGCUACGAUCGCUCUGGCCUCCGUUGUCGGUGCAGCCCCAUUCCCCGAGACAAAUGGACAGCGCCUAGCGCGCGGACUUCUGCCCCUCAGACCACGAUAUACUGCCGAUAGUGCUCAAGUGGAACGAGCCUUCCGCGCGCGCGCGCUGAAGCGCGGCGAGCCCUCGGCUCGAGCUCCUAAGUGCAACGAAUCUCUCACGUGCGCAUACCGCAAGCACAACGAACCGUCCGCGUGCGCGUACGCCGUCUAG
Schizophyllum commune H4-8 is the source of this 542-nucleotide messenger RNA. RefSeq lists its product as uncharacterized. The transcript has 2 exons. NCBI's taxonomy places the organism in Eukaryota, Fungi, Basidiomycota, Agaricomycetes, Agaricales, Schizophyllaceae. The record is from RefSeq and is a predicted model, not a curated record. Bases 267 to 542 code for a protein of 91 amino acids.